GUGAACACAAUGGUUAUUAGGGUAAUGCAUUUCUAUACCUACUUAAUGUUUGAUACUCAAAUUAAGCCCAAGAAUGCUUCUAAAAGAAAAAUAGUUGGAUGGAAAAAGCCUAAGGUUAAAACGGGAUAUAAUGCAGUUUCUCGCUUGGCUUCCUUGCUUGGUUUUUGUUGCAAAGAUGUGACCAACAUGUCUGAUAGUAGUGCUCCCAUAGAAGUCACAGUUUUGCCUGUACCGGUGGAAUCCAUGCUGUACUAUUACGGCAGUAUAUCUCGAGAGACAGCUGAAUGGAUACUCUGGGAUCGCGGUUGUCGAGAUGGCAUGUACUUACUUAGAGAGAGUAACUCAGAUUACGUGUUGUCCCUCUGUUUCCAGAAAAGUGUUCUUCAUUACCGUAUUAAGAAGCUUAGCAGUGGAGAAGUGGGCCUUUGUGGUGUGCCAAGACAAAAAUUUGCUGGUCCUGUAGAGUUAGUUCAAGGUGUUGAAGGUCUAGCUUGCAAACCAACAUUACCUUGCAACAAGUCCUUAGAUUCGGUUUUGCCACUUACACACUGGGGCGUUACUGAAGAAACUGUGAGGAAAGCAAUUUUAAAGAAAGCAAAAGAAUGGGGAAUUGAUGAAGACAAAUUGGACACUAGUCUAACAGAAAAUUAUAGUGAUAUUAAACUUCUCAUUACCAAGACUUUACAUGAAAUCCAGCCAUGGUUUCAUGGUCCUCUUUCUCGUAUUGAAGCUGAGCGAAGCAUUGAAGAAAGUGGUCAUAAAGAUGGAAAGUUUCUAGUAAGGGAGCGUGAUGACAGCAGUUAUGCCUUAUGUUUAAGUCAUUCUGGUCGUAUUAAACAUUAUAAAAUUGAUGUCCUACCUUCAGGUGAAUUUGCAAUACAGGAUGGACAAAGGUUUCCAAGUAUUAUGGCUCUGGUUAGCCACUACACAUUGUUUAGUGAUGGUUUAUGGUGUUCUUUGCAAGAUCCUUGUGUGGUUCCUCCUCGCAGAGCAAACGAUGGGAACAACUCUCAAAAUAGGACAAGGACUACAGAAGGAUCUCAACCAGGAGAAAGUAGGAGUAGUGCAACUCAUCAUAACAGUUCUAGUGGUGGAACUCUUGAAAGAAGUAAACCAUCUAGGCAAAGUCAAGGGACAUCAGAAACAGGGUCGCCACCCUCAAAAGCUAGUCGUUUUUUAAACAGCUUGAACCAGCGCAAAUUGUUCUCUAAGUUUUUUUCCACUGUUGCUCCCCAGUUUUCUUCUCAGACUCUUCCGCAAAAUGCAGGUAACCAGAAUCCAUCCACGUCUCGUGUGCGAUCGUGCUUGUAUCCGUCACUCAGUGAUGACAACUUAGAAGGAGGUGAUCUCUCACGUGCCAUUCAUGCCAGAGUAUCUCCUGACUUAAUAAGCACUCCUUGCACUCCUCCCAACUGCUCCAGAAAAAGUUCCUUAACUUCCGUUGUGAAUAACGUUUCUUUUAAGGAGGGGAAGAAAGGAAACAUUCAAAAAGCCUCGAGUUUCGACUUUUUACCUGCUUUUUUAUCCCUAUUUAUAUACGGAGAUGGUAGCGUCGGUGCUGAUAAGAAAUCUAAAAAGGAUGGUAUGGAAGUCACUAGUAGGAAAUCCAAAGUCGAGAAGGAAAAGACUAAUGAAAAUCUCACGAACUGUAACGGAGCAACAGUUCACAGCUCUUCUCGAACUUUUGCAGAGGAUGGUACGAAAGUGCAUAAGUCUGCUCCCAUACCUGCGCCUCGUUUAUCUCUGGCGAAAAAAAUGUGUAGAAGAAGUGGACCAGUCUAUGCAAAUCGGGAAGCAUUGGCAACCACUGGCCGAUCCAUCAGCCUCGGUGAAAAUGCUUCGAGUCCUUUGAUUGAAAGGAUCGAUGGCAACAAAACAGUUCAAAAUGGUUUGCCUAUUCCUCAGCCAUUCAUCCGAAGUGCCUCUUCUCCAUCCGUUGUUUCUCAUUCCAAGGUCAAGCCACAAGCUCCGUCUUUACCCACUCGACUGUCAACCUCAGAAGGUAGUAGUUGUGAACCUAUUAUUUCUUGUAUAACUGUCAUUGACGAAAAGUGUAGGGCUUCUUCGCUGAAUGGUCAGUUGAAUUUGCAAGUCCAAUUUCAGCCAGUGCCAAAACCUCGGAAGAAGUUCCCCUUCCAAGAAAACAGGACUGAAACCAGUUGUGAAUCUUGUGCCUCAGUAGACAGUAGCACUUCUCCUACUUUGACAGAAAUCUCAGAGUUUGGUCAGGAAUCUUUUAGUGAAGAUAUUUUUCCAAGUGAUAUUGCCGUCGAUGAGAAAGAUAUGUCGCAAGAUAUUUCUACGGCGACCGAGGAGAUGAACACCGCCAACGCCAUUUCUUCGAGUGCAUCUCAAGAAGUGUCUACAACUGCCCCGUUCGUCGAUUGUGAAAAUAGUGUCACUGAUAUCCUUUCUCAUUGUGAACCGGAAAAUAACCACCUUCCUUCCCAGGAGGGUGGAAAUACUUUUAUGCAGGUUGUGAAUGAGGCAGUGCUGCCAAGUGAUAAUUCUGUGUAUGUCAGCCUCAGUGGCAGUAGUGAUGUAAUAUGUCUGCUUAGCAAUGAUGUUCCAUCACCGCCGUCUUCCACACCUGCAAAUGCGAAUCACUGUCCUGAAGGCAUUUUAAUUGAUAUUGAUAAUUAUGAUAAAAAUACAUUGUCCAGAGAGGAAUCUGAUUUGGCUUAUCUUACAUUAAGACAGUGUCGGAGAGGUCCUUUAAAUUUGGAUCAGAAAUCUAUUGAUUUAAAGGAGAAAAUUGGUUCCGGUAUCUUUUGUGAUGUUUUUAGAGGAGUGUUUUCUUCUGGACCAUUGGAAGUGCAAUUUGCAAUAAAAAUGCUUAAAAACAACAGCGUGCCUAACCCAAAAAAUGAAAUUUUGAAAGAAGCUCAAACUAUGAUUGCUCUUGAUCAUCCACACAUAGUGAGAUUAAUUGGUGUUUCAGAAAGCAGUUCAUUCAUGUUAGUAACAGAAUUAGCCCCUUUAGGUGCUCUUAGCAACUAUUUAAGAUCUCACAGGAACAUUAAUGUGUCUGAGAUUCUUAUAUUAAUGCUUCAAGUAGCUUCUGCAAUGGAAUACUUAGAAAGCAAGCAAUUUGUUCAUAGAGAUUUAGCAGCUAGAAAUGUUCUUUUAGUUAAUGAAAAUUUUGUUAAAAUCAGUGACUUUGGAAUGUCAAGAGCUUUAGGCCUGGGAAAAGAAUAUUAUCGGGCUGAAACUGCUGGGAAGUGGCCAUUGAAAUGGUAUGCCCCAGAAUGCAUUUAUUACUUCAAAUUUAGUAACAAAUCUGAUGUUUGGAGUUAUGGCAUCACAUUGUGGGAAGCACUCUCGUAUGGGGAAAAACCAUAUAAGGGAAUGAUUGGUCGAGAUAUACUGAGAAUGUUUGAACAUAAUGAACGAUUAGGAAAACCAGAACUCUGUCCUGAUUCUGUGUACAAUUUGAUGAGGAAAUGCUGGCAAUAUAAAAGUGAAGACCGACCAUCAUUCACAGAGGUUUACGAGAUGCUGAGAAACUGUGUUGAAUCCAACAAAUAAAAAGUGCACUUGGUUCUUCUCAGUGAAUUACUGAAUCCACAAAAAAAAUAAAAGCGUCCAGUAAAAAUUGAAGUGUUACUGGUUUUCUAUAUCUUCACUCUCAGGAAAAUCAUUUCACAUCUGGCAGUUUCUCUAUCGCUCCACAUCACACAGACGCUGCAUUUGAAGACUCGCUGACAUACUUUCAUGUUAUCAUCAUUGUGCAAUGUGACUGUAGUCCUAAUACUAUUUUUGUGGCUUGUACAGUUUUUCAUUACGUGUGAAUGAAAUUUCUAAGAAAAUAUUUAUUAUGGAAGUAAUAGUUGUACAUAUGUAAAACUGAUGUGGGACAAAUGUCUGGGACAUUUGGAGCCACCUCUGCUUUCAAUGUGGAUGGAAUAUGUUGAUGCUCUAGUCAUUAGAAACAGCCAUUUUUUUACCUUCUGUGACUGUUCAUUGAAAAAUAUGUUGAUCAUAAAUUAUUUUCAAUUAUUUCAUUAUAUACGAAUCUAUGUUUUUUUAUUACGAAAUUAAAA
This is a messenger RNA of Uloborus diversus, 4043 nucleotides long. RefSeq lists its product as uncharacterized. Lineage: Eukaryota; Metazoa; Arthropoda; Arachnida; Araneae; Uloboridae. Gene Ontology annotation, molecular function: ATP binding; non-membrane spanning protein tyrosine kinase activity; signaling receptor binding. The coding region runs from base 10 to 3528 and encodes 1172 amino acids. The transcript has 16 exons. Gene Ontology annotation, cellular component: extrinsic component of cytoplasmic side of plasma membrane. The record is from RefSeq and is a predicted model, not a curated record. Gene Ontology annotation, biological process: protein phosphorylation; cell differentiation; innate immune response.